AUGGCCGCGACUCUCACGAAACACCACGACACCCCUCCAUUUGCUGACCACAAAGAUCUGCACAACGUCAUAGAUGCAACGCAGCUUGGUGACGUCCCUUGGCAGUGCUUCUCUGUUGUCCCUCCAUGGAUGGACGAUGAAUUCGAGGUCUGGUAUAGGGACCCCCGUGCAAUGGCGCACAACAUCAUCGCUAACCCUAGCUACAAGGACGAAAUUGACUAUGCUCCAUUUUGUGAAUACGAUGCAUCAGACAACACACGCCAAUGGAAAGAUUUCAUGUCCAGAGACUGGGCAUGGCAACAAGCAGUAUGUCUUGCAUCUGACACCAUAUCGCAAGAUCCAGAAACACAAGGAUCCACGUUGGUCCCAAUCAUUCUCAGUAGUGACAAAACUACUGUCUCUGUGGGCACUGGUAACAAUGAAUAUUAUCCCCUCUACGCUUCGAUCGGUAACGUACACAACAACAUGCGACGCGCACACCGUGAUGCUCUUGUCAUCAUUGGUUUCCUCGCCAUACCCAAAACUGACAGGAGUCAUUCUAAAGAUGACUCAUUUCAGAUAUUUCGCCACCAGCUAUUCCACAGUUCGCUAUCUGCAAUUCUCUCCAGCCUCAAACCUUUUAUGACCACUCAUGAGGUCGUGCGCUGUGGAGAUGGACCCUACAUAGCGGAUUACGAGGAACAACUUGUGCUAUCCUGUGUUGUCAAACAUUGGUGCCUGAAAUGCAUUGCAGUUCACACAAACCUUGAUGGUGGUGGCAUCUACCACAGCCACGAGCAUAUCGAUUUCUUGAUCAAUGAGCUACACGCGGAUAUAUUGUGGGAUGAAUUUGGUCUCAUUGGUGAUCUUGUUCCAUUCACUAAUGACUUCCCCCGAGCUGACAUUCAUGAGUUGCUGUCGUUUGACCUUCUCCACCAGCUAAUUAAAGGGGCUUUCAAAGACCAUCUCGUUGAUUGGGUAGCAAAGUACCUCAAGGCCGUGCAUGGGACCAAAUGGUCAGAGGAGAUCAUGAGCGAUAUAGAUCGCAGGCCGCGAUUUCAACAGUGGAUGGGCGAUGAUUCCAAAGCGCUCAUGAAGGUAUUUCUUCUGGCUAUCGAAGGUCACGUGCCUCAAGACAUGGUGCGCGCAUUUCACGCAUUAUUAGAAUUCUGCUACCUCAUCUGGUGCAAUGUCAUCACCGAAGAUACCAUGAUUCAGAUUCAAGACGCACUCUAUCAUUUUCACCAUUAUCGCAAGAUAUUCGAUACCGUCGUUCCCACCUUCUCACUCCCCCCUCAGCACUCGAUGACUCAUUAUGUGGACAUGAUCAGAUUAUUUGGCACCCCUAACGGACUGUGCUCAUCAAUCACAGAAUUAAAGCACAUCAAGGCGGUAAAGGAGCCUUGGCGGUGGUCAAAUAGGCACAAUGCUCUUGGUCAGAUGCUUGUGACCAAUCAGCGCCUUGAUAAACUCGCAGCAUCACGCGUGGAUUUUGAUGCACAGACAGUAGCAGCAUUGGCACAUGAAGUCGCUGUCUUCAACUCUGCUGCCACAACAUUUUAUGCUCCCAGUGAUCUGAGUGGCAUUGGGGGCAUGCAACACGAACAUAUCCGUGCAUGUCCACUCUGGUGGAACGAGUACCCGCGCAAUGAUUGCAUGUUCAUUAACACUGAUUCAGAUGCUGAAGGGAUGCGAGGACUCAAAGUUGCGAGAGUCAUAUGCUUCUUUUCUUUCAAGCACGACUGGGAAGUAUAUCCAUGCACUCUCAUACAAUGGUUUGAGAAGAUUGGUGACUGUCCUGAUGAAAAUACUGGCAUGUGGAUGACGGUCUUCCGUGCAGCCCACUUGAUACCUAUCUACGGUUCUGAGUACAUUCCUCCCUCCCUCAAGUUUUAUCAGUCUCUUGAUACUUUCAGCUCAUUCUACGUCAACAAAUACGCUGAUCACCAUGUGUUCGAGAUAGCGUCCUGA
Suillus bovinus is the source of this 1950-nucleotide messenger RNA. RefSeq lists its product as uncharacterized. Bases 1 to 1950 code for a protein of 649 amino acids. Lineage: Eukaryota; Fungi; Basidiomycota; Agaricomycetes; Boletales; Suillaceae. The record is from RefSeq and is a predicted model, not a curated record. The transcript has 11 exons.